Manis pentadactyla (Chinese pangolin) is the source of this 2431-nucleotide messenger RNA. It is a transcript of the gene DPYS, whose product is annotated as dihydropyrimidinase. Bases 114 to 1595 code for a protein of 493 amino acids. The transcript has 9 exons. Gene Ontology annotation, cellular component: cytoplasm; cytosol. Gene Ontology annotation, molecular function: dihydropyrimidinase activity. The record is from RefSeq and is a predicted model, not a curated record. NCBI's taxonomy places the organism in Eukaryota, Metazoa, Chordata, Mammalia, Pholidota, Manidae. Gene Ontology annotation, biological process: pyrimidine nucleobase catabolic process.
CGCGCCGCCGCCCCGGACUUGCCCGCGCUCUGCAGCCGGGGCAGGAGGGUCGCGACUGUCCUCGGGGGCCGUGAAGGAGGACGGCCCCGCGUGCAGCCCGUGCGCCCCUCGCCAUGGCGGCGCCGUCGCGGCUCCUGAUCCGCGGGGGCCGCGUGGUCAACGACGACUUCUCGCAGGCGGCCGACGUGCUGGUGGAGGACGGCGUGGUGCGCGCGCUCGGGCGCGACCUGCUGCCGCCGGGGGCCGCCCCCUCCGGGCUGCGGGUCCUCGACGCCGCCGGCAAGCUCGUCCUGCCCGGAGGCAUCGACACGCACACGCACCUGCAGUUCCCUUUCAUGGGCUCGCGGUCCAUCGACGACUUCCACCAGGGCACCAAGGCUGCCCUGGCAGGAGGCACCACCACAAUCAUUGAUUUUGCCAUUCCUCACAAAGGCAGCUCCCUCAUCGAGGCCUUCGAGACCUGGCGAAGCUGGGCUGAUCCCAGAGUCUGCUGUGACUACAGCCUUCAUGUGGGAGUGACAUGGUGGAGUGACCAGGUCAAAGAAGAGAUGAAAAUCCUUACCCAAGAUAAAGGUGUGAACUCUUUCAAGAUGUUUAUGGCCUAUAAAGAUCUGUACAUGGUGAGAGAUGUGGAGUUGUACGCGGCCUUCUCUUGGUGCAAAGAAAUUGGAGCAAUUGCUCAGGUCCAUGCAGAAAAUGGAGACCUAAUUGCAGAGGGGGCAAAGAAGAUGUUGGCAUUGGGCAUAACAGGUCCCGAGGGCCAUGAGCUGUGCCGCCCCGAAGCAGUGGAGGCAGAGGCCACGCUGCGGGCCAUCACCAUAGCCAGCGCCAUCAACUGCCCUCUCUACAUCGUGCACGUGAUGAGCAAGUCGGCAGCAAAGGUGAUAGCGGAUGCAAGGAGAGAAGGGAAGGUGGUGUAUGGAGAGCCCACUGCAGCAUGUCUCGGCACGGACGGUACUCACUACUGGAAUAAAGAGUGGCAUCACGCAGCCCACUAUGUUAUGAGCCCACCCCUGCGACCAGACCCAUCAACGCCAGACUUCCUCAUGAAUCUCUUGGCUAAUGAUGAUCUCACCACCACAGGGACUGACAACUGCACUUUCAACACCUGCCAGAAAGCUCUGGGGAAGGAUGAUUUUACUAAGAUUCCCAAUGGGGUGAAUGGCCUGGAGGACCGGAUGUCAGUGAUUUGGGAAAAAGGCGUGCAUAGUGGUAAAAUGGAUGAAAACCGAUUUGUGGCAGUUACCAGCACAAAUGCAGCUAAAAUUUUUAAUCUCUAUCCAAGAAAAGGAAGAAUAGCUGUGGGGUCAGAUGCUGACAUUGUGAUUUGGGACCCAAAAGCCACAAGGACUAUUUCAGCAAAAACUCAUCAUCAGGCUGUCAACUUCAACAUCUUUGAGGGCAUGGUUUGCCAUGGGGUGCCGCUUGUGACUAUUUCCAGAGGCAAAGUGGUGUACGAAGCUGGAGUUUUCAAUGUCUCAGCAGGAGAUGGGAAGUUUAUUCCUCGUAAACCAUUCGCUGAAUAUAUUUACAAGCGGAUCAAGCAGCGGGACCAGGCUCCUUCUGUUAGAGAAGCUUCACCAUCCAAGACCUGAAAUGCAAGACCUGCAAUUCUGUAAAACUUCUUGGAGUGGCGGUUCUCUAUCCUGGCUGCCCAUUAGAAUCACCAGGGAGCUUUAAACAGGCCAGUGCCCAAGCCUCAUCCCAGGCCAGCUACAUCAAUGUCUAUGAGGGUGAGUUUUCUGAUCUAUAAAGUGGUAAUAAGACCUACCCCCAACAGGGUUGCUGUAAAACACAAAUGCGAUCAUGCAUGUAAAAUACCUACUCUUCGAAAAAAAAUGUUUCUUUCUGGGGAUAGUGUAGAUUUCCAAUUCAGAAAUAGAGAAAAUAUUAUGAAAAUAGAAAAUCACUAUUUGGCCUCCCCAGUUUUGCACCCAUGGAUGCUAAAAUUAGAGGGUAAAUGAAUAAUGGCGAACAAGAUGUUUGCGUUGUCUCAGAGUAUUUCUCCACAAUAAACUAGUUAAUUGCAAAGGGAAACUUAGUAAGUUUCCUGUGAAAGACCAUGACAGACCCCAUCUUAACCCAGUGAUGUAAGGCAGCCUCACCAGUAAUGAGGGACCUCAGCGUCACGAUCCAAGGGGACACUGAGCAGAGCACAUUCUGUAGUAUUCCUGCAAAUGUACAUUAUCUGGGUUUACUUACCAGGAAACAUGAGACAAACCCAAAUCAAAGGACAUUUUACACAGUAACUGACCGGGACUCUUUAAAAGAGUCAAGGUCAUGAAAGAAGACUGCAGAGCUGUCCCUGACUGGAUGGGACUGAAGAACUAUGAAAACUAAAAGCAGUGUGUGAGCCUAGAUUGAACUAAGUACUGGAAAAGGGAUAUUAGUGGGACAAUUGACAAAGAGUCAAUAAACUCUGUAGAUCAUG